This is a messenger RNA of Malaya genurostris, 3493 nucleotides long. RefSeq names its product transmembrane protein 169. The transcript is spliced from 3 exons. Lineage: Eukaryota; Metazoa; Arthropoda; Insecta; Diptera; Culicidae. The record is from RefSeq and is a predicted model, not a curated record. The coding region runs from base 153 to 1382 and encodes 409 amino acids.
UCCGCAAUGGCAGUUCGAUUCCUAUUUUCUGUUGAUCAACGAGCGGACUUAUUCGCCCUUAGAAUACUUGUAAACUGAUAAGAAAGGCAUUGAAUUAUCCUUUUAGUACUAUCGGCAUUAUUUGUGUUGAAACAUAUAGCAAACGGUUAAGUAUGGUAGGGCACAGUGGCGAAAUGUUGAUUAGACCACAAUCUUCUCCUCUUCAAACAAAAUCACCACAAUCAGAUUUUCCGGUCUUCAUACCACCCAGAAAAAGACAAGCCGGUAAAAAAGCACCACUUAACAAUCAUGUAGAUCAUAUAGUAAAUUUACAGGGAAAUAAAAAAGACUGGGAUUUGUCAUCGGAGAAUGACGAUAUUCGAAAAAAUAAACGCUGGAACAGUGAAGAAGUUAUCGAAAUCAAUAAUUGCACAUCUAACGGACAGGGGGAUUGUUUGGAUGAAGAUGACGAUCUCAACGAACUGCAGCAAUUUCAUCCCCUGAAAGACAGCUCGACUGUAACACCUAGUAGUAUUUCCGAAAGUAGUCUGGAUAGAAAAUCUAGCAAAUCUCACGAACUGCUGACGGGCAGUGGAAAACGAUCCAAAAAGCGGGUCAAUAUAAGAACAGAUGUCGAUGAAAUUAGUAGCAGACAAUCACCAUCGGCUAUUUGUAAUUAUGAGGAUUUAGAAUCAGGAGAAACCAGUGUGCUGAAUGCGGAAAUUGAUCAGUACAGCUUAGACCGAUACAAUAGCCGAAAUUUGCAGUCUCCGGAUAAUUAUCUAACUUUAACAGGUACUAUCAAACGUGGACGCAAAAAAGGACAAUCCGUGGAUGUGCAAUUGAACAUAUCACGUGAGGAAUUGGAGCAAAUAAACAAACAAGCACUGGCCGCCCACGAAGAGGCCUGUCGUACGAAGCAUAGCUGUUGUCAGUGCACCUUACGUGCUGGGAUUCAUAUUCUACUCCUGUCGGUCAUCAGUUUUCCAUUUGUGGCAUUAACGACCAGUAUAUAUUCAUUUUACAUCGGAACUGUCACGUGGUAUAACAUGUUCACCUAUUUCAACGAGGAAAGAUCUUACCUGCACAAAUUACUCAUGUCACCACUAUUAAUUCUGGCUUACCCGUUGGCCAUAGUUUUGUGUACACUAGGACUGGGAUUCUAUGCCGGGAUCCGACAAGUUACAAUUCACUUUACCACUUGGGUGAACGAAAUUUGCGAUAUCGAAAAAGGAUUCUAUGGAUGGUUGUGUUCGUUUCUUCACCUUUCCGAUUGCAGUCCAUACGAAGUGGUUAUUUUAACAGACAUAUGCCCCUCCGGAGGAACUGGUGCUGGUGCGGAUAGACCGUUACAAAGCGAAUCGACGCAGAUCAACUCGUCUACCGAAGAACUGUCGCUAUAAAAAACGCGGUUCUACACAAGCGCUCCCAACUGACCCUUUGUUGAGUCGAGAGCCACUUUUUUUAUUUUUAUUACAUUUUAUUCUGAUUGAUUCGUUUUAUAGUUGUGACAUCUAGAAUACUAAGUAACUGCCAAAAGCAAUGAAUUUUUGAUUGCAUCAAAGAUAAACUCAAGAUUACAAUGUCCCAUACGAUCCAUCGAAAAAUAUCGGACCAGUAAUCGUGAACCAGUGAACUUAGUAAUAGUGUAGUUUUGUUGACCCUUCGUAAAUAAGCGUCGAUAAACAUUUGAAAAUGACGGUAAAAUUCCAUAGCAACAAUACAAGUUUGGGAAGAAGUAAACAUAUGUAAACAUACCGCACAAAAUAUGUUGUAACAUCCAUUCACUUUAAUGCAUCGUAAGAUAAGAAUAUUGCAAAUUGAACAGAUUCUUAGCAAUAAUUCUUAUUGAUUUUUGUUUUCCUGUUUCAAAAACCACUCGAUAUGCAGCAACAGACUACGAUUUCUAUCAUAUUGCAAUUUAAUGUCGUUUUCGUUUUUAAAUUGCACUACACCGGUGUAGCGAAAGCAGCACUGAAACCGUUCGUUUUUACCAAUUGCACUACACCAGUGCUACACUUUUUCUGCACCGAUACCACUGGUGUAGCACUCAUCAAAAGUUUGGUGUAGCUCUGCGCAAUGGAAUCGUUUAUUGUAGUCAAUGGUUACUGUUUAUGUUUUCGUCAUUUUUGUUCGUUUAUUCAUGCCUCAGUGUAGCACUGCACCGGUGUAGUGCAAAUUAAAAACGAAAACGCCAUAAGAUUAAUUCUACCUAAACGAAAAUUGUCAUAGUUACGACGCAUGUAGCGAUUCGACGCUUGUUAUUUUGUUUUAAAGAAGAAUUGUACUGCAACUGACGGUGAACCGAUUUCAUCGAGGGGUCCUAUUUGAAUAGUAUAUGAAAAAUCAUAGAGUAUUCCAUCUUGAGUUUAUCUUUGAUUGCAUCAAGUGUAAUCUCUCGUUCCGCUCCACCUAAAUUAUGAGAGGGACCAAAUAUAUUUAGAAAAAUGUACCUAGGGUGGAUAUUUCAAAUCUUUACGUUUAAUCGGGUGAUGUAAAUUACAUUCAAUUUAAUUUCAUUCAAAUUUGUACUAGCCAACCUCAACAAGCCAACAAAAAUAUUUUGGCAAUUAACUUAGUCCAUUAAAUAUAUAUUUCAAAUAGCCAACACGGAUUGGGAUUUGAACGUACGGCGAUUCGCUUCAUAGUGCAGUGCCUUUAUUGCUACGAACAAAAUAAUUUAUAUGAAAUCUUCAGCCAUUUAUGCCAUCCAAAAAUGUGCAGAAGAAAUUUUGAAUAUAUUCGAUAUAGUAGCCCUUGAAAGUUUGUAAAAGCUAUUUGUAUAAGGUUUCAGCUGUUAUAUUCGACAAGUAACAUAUGAACAAUUUCAUAAAUUGAUGAGCAUUGGUUGGAGAAAAAUCAGAAAAUUUUGUGUUAGAUGUUUUUACUGGCUGUGCUUGGUAUCUGACUCACGUUCGCAUCUUAUUAGCGAAAUCCAUCUUAGAUAAGCAAAGUCUUGGCAUUACAUUGCUUUGGUAGAAUUUGGCAUUUCUGUUUCAACAGACUUCGCAGCCGAUUCAUAGUAUACAGAAUCAUUGCAUGGCUAGUACUAUGGAUCCUACUGACACUAAGAAUCCUUCCAGGUCGGGGCUCGAACAUACGACAACUGGCUCCAUCUUAGGUACAUUUUUCAUUAAACAGCUGAUUAAUAUUCUAAAUGAAUGUGAUUAGAUUACUCAGCAUUUACAGCAGAAUAAAAGAAAAGCACAACUCAAUCAAACCUCAUUUGUUGAAGAACCAAUCCGAUAUAGAAGGGUUGUUGCCGCUUGAAUAUCAGAUUGAUAUAAGAUUUAAUUUCCCGUGAUUAUGUGCAGUAAUUGACUUUCAUUCGAAUAGGUACAUCCAAAAGCGAUUGCUGCUAAAAUAUGGAGCAUAUAUUUAAGUAAGACUAAACUAUCAAGAAUAACCAGUCUGUUCAUAAGAGACCAUAUCUUCAUGUUCGAAAUGAAAUAAUCUAAAUAGUCAAUGCAUAUAAUCGAAUCGAAGUCUUGAAUAAAUUAUGUAGUGACACAAU